GUGGUGAUGAAUUUAGCAUCUUGCGAUCACCUCAGUCAGUUAUUUUUCGAGAUGGAAGUUGGCCUUCCUGGCGAGCGGAUCCCAGAUGUAGCUGCAUUAUCCAUGGGCUUUUCUAUUGAAGAUGACCUUUCCUGGCCUGGGCUUGGAGUGGGUGAUCUGUUUCACAGACCACGAGCUACUGUGCUGGUAACAGUGAAGGGAGUAGACAAGCUGGCAUUGCCUGUGAAGAAAAUCUCUUACCCUAUUGAGAAUGCUGUUCCUUUCAGUCUUGACAGUGUUGCAAAUGCUAUCCACACUUUGUUCUCUGAGGAAACUCCUGUGGUCUUGCAGCUGGCCCCCAGUGAGGAGAGAGUGUACAUGGUGGGCAAGGCAAACUCUGUAUUUGAAGAUCUUUCUGUCACACUGCGCCAACUGCGAAACCGCUUAUUCCAGGACAACUCCAUUCUCAGCUCCCUUCCUCUCAACUCCCUCAGUAGAAACAAUGAGGUUGAUUUGCUUUUUCUGUCAGAACUACAAGUCCUACAUGAUAUUGCCAGCCUGCUGUCUCGACACAAGCUUAGCCAAAGAUCAUUCUCCAGACCUCUAUUCCCUGGAACUGGCUGGUUUGGAAGAGGUUGGAAAACAUAUGGGGAAGACUCCCAGCAGUUCAAGGAUGCUUCUGAAAUUCUUGUAGACUCUUUGCAAAAGUUUGCGGACGAGAUGUUUAAUCUGUACAGCGGGAAUGCAGUAGUAGAAGUAGUGGCUGUGAAGGCAUUUAAUUCUCCCCUCAUGAGGAAGUCUCGCUCCAUUCUCCAGUCCUCACAGAGUGAAACAGAAAAUCCAUAUAACCUUGCCUAUCCAUAUAACUACAACUACUCUGUAAUCUUCAACAUUAUUCUGUGGAUGAUGAUAGGUCUUGCUUUAGCUGUGAUAGUUAUCUCCUACAACCUCUGGAACAUGGAUCCUGGGUACGACAGCAUUAUUUAUAGGAUGACAAAUCAGAAGAUAAGAAUGGAUUGAACUACGCUGUAUUUCAGUGCAAUGAAAUGAUGACGACUAAGGUCUCCUUUAAACUGUGUGGAAAAUAAAUGUUCUGACAUGGUUAAUUGUGGAAAAUUUUUUAAAGGUGUAUUUAUUUAUAAGUUGUUUUUUUUCUCCCCUCUCAAGCCUAUUUUAAAUGUUAGUAGUAGCACCAGAUGGGAUUUAGAAAUUGAAAUCUGCUUGUUAAAAAAAAAAAGGGAAAAAAAUCCCCAAACUGUUAUUAAAGUGGCAUCAUUCCAUUUUUUUAAUGAUGUAACCUGAAUUUUUGAAAUGCCCUGUACUCCCUGUGACUAUGUGCAAAAGAGAUAAAUUGAAGUUAUGAUAGCUACAUGGUGUGUGAAACUCUUACACU
Mesitornis unicolor (brown roatelo) is the source of this 1372-nucleotide messenger RNA. It is a transcript of the gene ATP6AP2, whose product is annotated as ATPase, H+ transporting, lysosomal accessory protein 2. Lineage: Eukaryota; Metazoa; Chordata; Aves; Mesitornithiformes; Mesitornithidae. Gene Ontology annotation, biological process: positive regulation of Wnt signaling pathway. Gene Ontology annotation, cellular component: membrane; external side of plasma membrane. Gene Ontology annotation, molecular function: signaling receptor activity. The record is from RefSeq and is a predicted model, not a curated record.